Messenger RNA from Rosa chinensis, 1215 nucleotides. Its product is annotated as putative E3 ubiquitin-protein ligase SINA-like 6. The record is from RefSeq and is a predicted model, not a curated record. NCBI's taxonomy places the organism in Eukaryota, Viridiplantae, Streptophyta, Magnoliopsida, Rosales, Rosaceae. The transcript has 2 exons. Bases 57 to 1175 code for a protein of 372 amino acids. Gene Ontology annotation, molecular function: zinc ion binding.
CAAAAUUUACGUUUAAUCGAUUGAAGAGACUGAGGAGCUAGAGAGUACUCGACGGUAUGCCGAGAUUAAGAGAUUCAGAUUCUGAUGAUUCCCGUUUGAUCGUUAGCAGAUUCUUAGAUUCAGAAGCAGAAGACUCUCCAGAUUCAGAAGAUCUGGAUAGCCCUUUGAUCCACCGGCGGAGAUUCUCAGAUUCAGAUUCUGAUGAUAACCCUUUGAUCCGCCACCCGAGAUUCUCAGAUUCGGAUGAUGAUGACUGCGUUCCGCUCAGGUUCAAGAGACCUCGUCUUGUAAAAAAACAUCGUCAAAGUGAAGGAGGAGAAGAAGAAGAAAUUCAAGGAAAAAAUAAAGAUUAUAUAGAUUUUGAAGCCAAAGAAACAAACGAACACAGGACAGGUUACCGUAACCCUAAUAUUGUGGUAACCCUAAGUGACCCAGGACUGCUUGAUUGCCCAAUUUGCUUUGAACCCUUGACCGUUCCUGUCUUCCAGUGUGAUGGAAAUGGACAUUUAGCUUGCUCAUCUUGUUGCGCCAAAAUCGAAAACAAAUGCCCUUCCUGUUCCUGCCCCAUUGGAUCGAACCGUUGCUCGGCCAUCGAGAAGGUCGUGGACUCAAGCACAACUUCUUGCCGAAACAAAAAGUACGGCUGCGCUGCUUCGGUGACUUACCACAAGAAAAAUGAACAUGAAAGGACAUGUGCAUAUUCGCCUAGUUGUUCUUGCCCCUAUUUGGGUUGCGAGUUUGUCUCAUCAGUCAUGGAGUUAUACCGGCAUUACAGCAAUAAUCAUGGGGAUUCUGCAAUAGAGUUCGUGAGCGACAACUUGUUUUCCAUUUCAUUGAGGAAGUAUGACAAGUUUGUUAUUCUUCGAGAACGGGAUGUAGGUACCUUAUUCAUUCUUCACAAUAGUGUUGAUGAUCUUGGAAAUGUGGUCAGCCUUAGCUGUAUUCAACCAAUCUUCAAGGAGGGCUUCAUCUAUAAACUUGUGGUUAGACACAGAGAAAGUGAUUCCCUCAAAUUACGGUCAGUGACACAAAGCAUUCGAAGCCUGCAGGCUUAUCCUAGACCUCCCAGUUUCCUUCUAAUCCCGCGUGAGUUCUUCUCUUUGGAUUCAAAUUGCGGUCACCUCGAGAUGGAUGUGCACAUAUAUAUGGCAGAGGAAGAGCACGAUAGAUUCUAAUAGUAAGGAGAGGCUUGAUUAACACAUAAAUAAACCAUAC